Molecule: messenger RNA, 1436 nt
Organism: Acromyrmex echinatior (Panamanian leafcutter ant)
Lineage: Eukaryota; Metazoa; Arthropoda; Insecta; Hymenoptera; Formicidae
Product: pre-mRNA-splicing factor RBM22
Cellular component (GO): Prp19 complex; U2-type catalytic step 2 spliceosome; U2-type catalytic step 1 spliceosome
Molecular function (GO): U6 snRNA binding; pre-mRNA binding; metal ion binding
Source: RefSeq, a predicted model, not a curated record
UUUACGGAGUAAGUUGCAUUCCAAACUCAUUGAAAAAACAGUGUUGCAAGUAAUUUUGCAAAUGGUGGAAGUGUUGUUUUAAGAUAAAUUAAUAUACAAUGGCAACAUCAAAGACUACCAAUACAUAUAAUAGACAAAAUUGGGAAGAUGCGGAAUUCCCAAUAUUGUGUCAGACGUGUUUGGGAGAUAAUCCAUACAUUCGUAUGACAAAGGAGAAAUAUGGAAAGGAAUGCAAGAUAUGUAUGCGACCAUUUACAGUAUUUAGAUGGUGUCCAGGAGCAAGAAUGAGAUUUAAGAAAACCGAAGUUUGUCAGACAUGCAGUCGAUUGAAGAAUGUUUGCCAAACGUGUUUAUUGGAUUUGGAAUAUGGUUUGCCUAUUCAAGUUCGCGAUGCUGCUUUAAAAAUUAAGGAUGAUUUACCACGUUCGGAUGUAAAUAAGGAAUACUAUGUACAAAACAUAGACAAUGAAAUUGGAAAAAUUGAUCCGACAACACCUGCCGGUGCUGUAGGCAAGUCUGCUGCGGCUAGUGAUCUGCUGAUGAAACUGGCUAGAACGAGUCCUUAUUAUAAGAGAAAUAGGCCACACAUUUGCUCGUUUUGGGUAAAGGGUGAAUGCAAGAGAGGCGAAGAAUGUCCUUAUCGACAUGAGAAACCAACAGAUCCUGAUGAUCCAUUGGCAGAUCAGAACAUAAAAGAUCGUUACUAUGGCGUAAACGAUCCAGUGGCAGAUAAAUUAAUGCGUAGAGCAGCAGCUAUGCCUAAGCUAGAUCCACCAGAGGAUAAAUCCAUCACAACGUUAUACAUUGGUAAUUUGGGUGACGUAUUAACGGAGAAACAGCUGCGCGAUCACUUCUACCAAUAUGGCGAGAUUCGUUCAGUGACUAUGGUGCCGCGUCAGCAAUGUGCCUUCAUCCAAUAUACGCAGAGAAGCGCUGCCGAAGCGGCAGCAGAAAGGACCUUUAAUAAACUGAUAUUGGGUGGAAGACGGCUCACUAUAAAAUGGGGCCGUUCACAGGGAAGACAGACGGUAUCGGCGGCAGAAGCAACGAGAGAGAUUCUUGAACCUGUCCCAGGAUUACCUGGCGCAUUACCACCACCACCACCAUCGGAAAGCAUGAGUAGCAACUUCUUCAAUCUACAAACUACUCCUGGUAUGAUGCCGCCGAUGAUGAUUCCACCACCACCAGUUGCUCCUCAAUUUAUGUUUCCACCGCAAAUAGCAACUGCUGCUGCUGCUGCUGCUGCUGCUGCUGCCGCUGCUGCCGCCGCUGCACCAAUUUUUCCUCCAGGAACUACUCCCAUUCAUUAUCCAAGUCAAGAUCCGUCCAGGAUGGGUGCGUCACAGGGUAUAGGCAAACCUUGGCCAGAAGAAUAAUAUCAUAAUGCUAUAUGUCAAUUUUUUAUCUAAUUAUAUAACGUUAUUUAAAGAAAAAUA